GGCCGAUCCCACUGCAAGUAAAAACUCGAUUUUUGUUCAUUUUUCAUCUGCUCGCCAAAAAUAUGGCGGCCCCGCUAGCCUCCUCGGUUUGCUGCACCUGGUGAACCCCAUCGAUCAGUGAGUUCCACCUCAGUGCCACAACAUCGUGUUCCCCACAAAAAAAACAUCAACACCUGUGACUCUAAAACCGCGUCCACGUGACCCUGUAUUAUUGCCUCUUGAUUCAAUCACUUCUAUAACCUCGAAAAUUGUUUUCUCGCCCCCAACAGUGUUUCGUUGCGCGCGCACACCCAUUAGUCCAAAAAAUAAUGUGUCAAAAAACCUCAGCCGCGAAGUACCCACCUCCCACCACCGAGGCAUUACCAAAAAAUCAAACCCCAGUAGAAAAAUUAAAGCCGUCAAAAUAAAAACCCAAGGUUCCCUCCCAGGCAAUUACUCCCCCAAGCGAGUAAACAAAGUGUGAUACUCCGAAAAAACAACAGAUAAAUUCAAUGUUGAAGUGAAAAUUCAAGCCAAAAAUCAAUGAAGUGAAGUGAAGACAUGGCAUACGCACCUUUGCCGAAAUUGGUGCCAAUGGGAAGCCCAAGAGUAGCAGCAGAGGAGGUAUCCAAGGUGAUGUAUCCAGAUCUGCUGCAUUCAGAGCCAGUGCAGCGUCUGCUCAAUCAACCCCAUAUCGUGAUAAAGCCGAUCAACAUUCCGGAGAUUUCAUCCCCCAAGUCUCCCCAUAAGAAGCGAAAAUCGAGUAAUGAGAGACGUCCUAGACCGGACAUAACCAUGUCAUUGGUGGACACAACUCCCGAGGAUUUUUUGCAGCCCCUGAAACCUCCGAAGUGUCCCUUGGAGCCACUGGAGCCUCUGGAGAGGACCUUGGGGGCCCAGGAGGAUGCCGACGACCCCUUAAAGCCCUUCUACCUCCCCUCGAAAUUUGAUGGUGACUCUGGGAUUUCCCUGCACCCCAUAAUCAACCAUAGGAGGAAGUGCGGCCACUGGGAGCCCUGCGAGACCAUUAUCUGCGAUGUCAAUGUCCAGCAAUACAUCGAUAGUACAGGCUCAUCUCCAAUGAUUGCAACGAAUAUCACAGACUCCGAAAUAACAGCUCCUGUGACCAAACACUGUGAGAAUGCUCUCUGCGACGCCCUCAACAUCGACCACAAUCGUUGCAGGAGACUGAAGCUCAAAUUAAAUCGUUGCGACAAAUUCAAUGUCUGCGACAUAUGCGGGGCUAUACUUAAGAACCGGAAGACGAGGGUUCAUCACAGAAAGUGCAAGAGACGAGAUGAGUACAGACACAAUGAGGUCAAUGGAGCGCAGUUACUCAAGGAGAGGAUGAGGGAAAGAGAGAUUCAGAUAAUGGAGGCUAUCAGGACCAAGAGGAAAGACUACGUCAAGGCAGAAAAUGAUAAUGACAGGGCAGCUGAGUGCUUGAAAAAUAAUUCGGAGCUUAUUCUCAUACCCAAAGCACCGGUCCAGGGAAAUCAGCCGUUUAUAUCUGUGAAGAAUCUGAGUUCCAUGUCGGCCCUCACUCCAACCGUUCAAAAUCUUCCAGCCGUUCUCCAGCCCCAGCCUCAGCACCCGAGAAUCUUUGUUAACAGCGCCAAGUUGAUUGCUCCUAAAUCCGAUAAGAAUCUUGUCCAGCCAGCUAACAAUUCGAUAUCUUCGAUAUCUAAUUUGGAAACUGGAAAUUCACAGAGUCAGGAUCAACUUAUCGGGGAUUCUGCACAGCCCAGGGCUAUAGCCUAUCCUUUGAACGUCAAUAAUUGGACGGCCCAGGGGGCACCAGUGACGUCGAAGCCUAUGGUUAUGCCCAUCACCGUCGUCCCCAUAGCCAAUCUUAAAAGCGAGCCCUCCAUGCUCCACAGGAAGGAGGGAAUUCCAAGGUUUUGCAUUAUUGCUAAUAAUACCAUUCAGAUGCAGUCCUUUGUAACUGUACCAAAUGCCCAGACUGUCUCAAAUCCUGGGAAGUCGGUGUUUAUCAAACCUAAUCCUGUGAUGCCCAUCCGACCUGCCCCUGCGGGCAUCACUCGUCUCCCCAGGCCCGGGGAUAAAUUCAACAAGAUCGUGGCGAGGAGGAGAAUGAAGUACAAGAGGAGGAAGAAGGGAGAGAAAAAACCCUUUGAGUGUAGUUACUGCUCAAAAAGAUUCUUGACUGAUUGGUACUUCAAGGUGCAUGUCGCCAAGCACAGGGGGGAGAAGAGGGUCAGGUGCGAGAUCUGUGAGACUGUCUAUAAGAACGAUAGUGAGUUGAAGAAACACGUUAGCAGCGAGCACAGGAGCAAGGUUGAGGUCAAGGUGGAGGAGGAGGAGAUUGACGAGGAUCCAGAGUUUGAGGGUGGGGAGGAACAGGGUGAUGGAAUAUCAGAGGGAGAGGGAGAACAGGAAGGAGAACUGGCUGUGGAAGGAGGUGAGGGUGAGCAGAGGGGGGAAGUUGUCUGUGAAAACUGCCAGACGUGUUUUGAAACAAUUCUGGAUAUGGAGAAUCAUAGCUGCUUGGAUGUCAAUGGAGUGUUCACUGAGGUUGAGAUUAAGUAUGAGGAGGUCGUCGAAGAAGAGGACAUCCCUGAAGAUCCCGAGGACGACGGGAUUGAGGGGUAUGAGGGGCUGGAGGAGCUGGAGGAAAUAGAACAAUUCGAAGAAGUGAAUGGUGAGACUGACCCUUUGGGGAUAGAUGAAAUCAAUGACAGAGUCAAUGGGGACUUUGAGGAUUCUGAGAGCAAUGAACACCACUGGUUGACUGUGAAAUCCUGGCAUUCUGGGGGGGAUGAGGAUGAGGUCUCUCAGGUGUUCAUAACGGAAAGAAAACGCAAAAGGAAAUCAAUUUACCGAUGAGAUGACAAAACUCUGGAGACCGCAUCACAUUCGUAAACAUCAUAUGAAGAAUAUGACAUCACCGAGUGACUUAUGGUGAUAAUUUUUUAUACACAUGUGUUCUGAAUAAUGGAGUGAGAAUUAACAUAAUGUUAAUGUGGACCUCAAUUCUCCAUGCGGUGACGUGUCAAAGACAAUGUUUGAUAUCAAAUUGUGGAAUAGUUAGGGAAGUCGUUGGUGGGAGGACUGCUUCAGUUUCGGAUGCUAGUCAGCUGUGAGAAAUUAACGACAAUGGACACUUGGAAAUAUUCUCCAUUAGCAUCUUCUUUUUUAUUAAUCACUUCACACAUUAUUUAAUCGAGCAUUGAUGUUCCUCGAUCAGGAGUCCUGAUGUUUCCACUGUGCCUUUGAAUAUUAUUAAAAGAUAUCAAACGAGGAACUGUCAUUUUUAUUCUCGGAGUGCUGAUUUCUUUGACCUUUAUAUUUUUCGGUAAGACUGUAGUGGCUUUGCAUUCGGUUGGAUACAAUUUUGUAAUUAAUUGGAACGGUACAUUUGUAAAUGCAGUAUUAAAUUCUGAGGGAUAUGGACGUA
Molecule: messenger RNA, 3397 nt
Organism: Fopius arisanus
Lineage: Eukaryota; Metazoa; Arthropoda; Insecta; Hymenoptera; Braconidae
Exons: 2
Coding region: 541-2826 (761 amino acids)
Biological process (GO): regulation of transcription by RNA polymerase II
Cellular component (GO): chromosome
Molecular function (GO): chromatin insulator sequence binding
Source: RefSeq, a predicted model, not a curated record